Pangasianodon hypophthalmus (striped catfish) is the source of this 2566-nucleotide messenger RNA. RefSeq names its product STT3 oligosaccharyltransferase complex catalytic subunit A (gene stt3a). The transcript is spliced from 18 exons. NCBI's taxonomy places the organism in Eukaryota, Metazoa, Chordata, Actinopteri, Siluriformes, Pangasiidae. Gene Ontology annotation, cellular component: membrane. The record is from RefSeq and is a predicted model, not a curated record. Gene Ontology annotation, molecular function: dolichyl-diphosphooligosaccharide-protein glycotransferase activity. The coding region runs from base 164 to 2281 and encodes 705 amino acids. Gene Ontology annotation, biological process: post-translational protein modification.
CUGGGUGGUCAGCCAAUAAGCGCAGGUUUUACGUGGCUGGGCGGGGCUCUGGUCGCUCACAGAGUAGUGUGUGUGUGGGGGGAAAAGUGAAGUGUGUAACAGGAGCGGAGUGGAAGUGAGCUACCGAUGAAAGAAAUUGAUAUCGAGUGUUAGCAGAGUAAAGAUGACCAAGAUGGGCUUCCUGCGGCUGUCCUAUGAGAAACAGGACACGCUGCUCAAGCUCCUCAUCCUGUCCAUGGCGGCCGUGCUGUCGUUUUCCACUCGCCUUUUCUCUGUGCUGAGGUUCGAGAGUGUCAUCCACGAGUUCGAUCCGUAUUUCAAUUACCGCACCACUCGUUUCCUGGCGGAGGAGGGCUUUUACAAGUUUCACAACUGGUUCGAUGACCGUGCGUGGUAUCCGCUCGGCAGAAUCAUCGGAGGCACCAUCUAUCCCGGUUUGAUGGUGACCUCGGCGGCCCUUUACCACAUGCUGCACUUCUUCCACAUCACCAUCGACAUCCGAAAUGUGUGUGUGUUCCUCGCACCGCUCUUCUCCUCCUUCACCGCUAUCGUCACCUACCACUUCACCAAGGAGCUCAAGGACGCUGGUGCUGGACUUCUCGCCGCUGCCAUGAUCGCUGUUGUACCAGGAUACAUUUCCCGAUCGGUUGCAGGCUCCUACGAUAACGAAGGAAUUGCUAUUUUCUGCAUGUUGCUGACGUACUACAUGUGGAUCAAGGCGGUGAAGACGGGUUCGAUUUACUGGUCGUCCAUCUGCGCCCUGGCGUACUUCUACAUGGUGUCCUCGUGGGGAGGCUACGUGUUCCUCAUCAACCUGAUCCCUCUGCACGUACUGGUGCUGAUGCUCACCGGACGAUUCUCUCACCGCAUCUACGUGGCUUACUGCACCGUGUACUGCCUGGGCACCAUCCUGUCCAUGCAGAUCUCCUUCGUGGGAUUCCAGCCCGUGCAAUCCUCCGAGCACAUGGCUGCCUUCGGCGUGUUCGGCCUGUGUCAGAUUCACGCCUUCGUGGAUUACCUGCGCAGCAAACUCAACGCCCAGCAGUUCGAGAUCCUCUUCAAGAGCGUCAUUUCCCUGGUCGGCUUCGUGCUUCUCUCCGUCGGAGCCGUGCUCAUGCUGACCGGGAAGAUUUCCCCAUGGACCGGCCGUUUCUACUCUCUCCUGGACCCGUCCUACGCCAAGAACAACAUCCCCAUCAUCGCCUCCGUGUCCGAGCACCAGCCCACCACCUGGUCCUCGUAUUAUUUUGACCUGCAGUUGCUGGUCUUCAUGUUCCCGGUGGGUCUGUAUUACUGCUUCAACAACCUGUCAGACGCCAGAAUUUUCAUCAUCAUGUACGGCGUGACCAGCAUGUACUUCUCAGCUGUGAUGGUGCGUCUGAUGCUGGUUUUGGCUCCGGUCAUGUGCAUCCUGUCAGGAAUCGGCGUUUCUCAGGUUCUCACCACGUACAUGAAGAACCUGGACGUCAGCCGACCAGACAAGAAGUCCAAGAAGCAGCAGGACUCUACCUAUCCCAUCAAGAAUGAGGUUGCCAGCGGAAUGAUCCUGGUCAUGGCUUUCUUCCUGAUCACGUACACCUUCCACUCGACGUGGGUGACGAGCGAGGCCUAUUCCUCUCCCUCCAUCGUGCUCUCGGCUCGCGGAGGAGACGGCAGCCGCAUCAUCUUCGACGAUUUCAGAGAGGCUUAUUACUGGCUCAGACACAACACUCCCGAGGAUGCUAAGGUCAUGUCCUGGUGGGAUUACGGCUAUCAGAUAACCGCCAUGGCAAAUCGGACGAUUCUGGUCGACAAUAACACCUGGAACAACACGCACAUCUCUCGAGUCGGCCAGGCGAUGGCCUCCUCAGAGGAGAAGGCCUAUGAGAUCAUGCGAGAGCUGGACGUCAGCUACGUGUUGGUGAUCUUCGGAGGACUGACCGGAUAUUCAUCAGAUGACAUAAAUAAGUUCUUGUGGAUGGUGCGUAUCGGAGGCAGCACAGACACGGGGCGGCACAUUCGGGAGCACGACUACUACACUCCCACCGGCGAGUUCCGCGUGGACAGGGAAGGUUCUCCGGUUCUGCUCAACUGCCUAAUGUACAAGAUGUGCUACUACCGCUUCGGCCAGGUCUACACCGAGGCCAAACGUCCUCCCGGUUACGACCGCGUCCGUAACGCUGAGAUUGGCAACAAGGACUUCGAGCUGGACGUGCUCGAGGAGGCGUACACCACAGAGCACUGGCUGGUCAGGAUAUACAAGGUUAAAGACCUGGACAACCGAGGCCUCUCGCGAACGUAAAGCCCAGACACUCACAAUUCACACACACAACGACACAAACACACAGCACUGAACACCUUCCCCUGUGAUCUGAAGAGCAGUGUGGAUGUUUUUUAUACUUCUGUUGUGAUUGCAGGAAAAGAUUCUAUUGUCUUUUUUAUGAUUUAUAACGUGGUGUUAGUUUUUUUUUCUUUGGAAUGAAGUGAGACUUCAAAAUGUCCAGAAAACCGUCAGUAUGUAUUUCUGCAAUCAGUGACCAACCAAAUGAUUUGUCUAAAAAUGGGGUAAUAAAUGGAGUGAAUGGGA